AUGUCUGCGUCCACAAGAGGCGGUUCAGCGCCGGAGCGAGCGGUGGACACCAGAGAGCUGAACUUUCCAGUUCCUGUGGAGGGCACAAAGACGGAGCCUCCUCCUGUCCAGCAGCAGUUCAUCCCACAUGAGCUUCUGGUUGGCUUCACUUCCACUGUCUGCAACAGGAGCACACUGGGGCAAACUGCACACAUUGGUCGUGGAGUUACACGGCCAGAUCCAGUCUGGCAUCAUCCACUUGGACGCAAGAAGUAUAAACACUUUUUGGAGCAGCCAACGUCUCUGACUGGAGCCGGAAGGGAUAUUUCAUUCCUUUGUGAUGCCAUAGUAACGCAGAGGAAGGCAACACCGCUCCCACCAGUGACUGGCCAGAAUAGCAAUGGAGACACACAAAACUUGAGCAUCUCAGAAAGUCUGAUCCCAGAAGAGUAUCACAUUGUGAAAAACAAAGGGAUACAGAGCCUUGAGUUCUAUGAAGAUGCAUUCACAGUGCAGCUGAAGGAUGAUGAGCAGAAGCUGCGGGUCUUCCCUUCACUGAGGCCCAGUGGCCGGCUGGAAGUGGUCCAGCUGAUGACUGUGAUGGACGACAUGCUGGAGAAGGCUGGAGUGGAUCAGCAGAGUGAGGAGCUGACUGAGCUCUCUGAACUGGAGGGUCUGCUUGAGCUGGUGAAGGUUGAGCAGAACAUCUACAACAUUGUUUUCCAUGAACUGAUCAGGCAGGUCAGUGUGGGCUGUGCUGAGAGAGGACAACUGCUUGCAAAACUCAGGCAGCGCUACCAGUCCCUGCUGGAUCGAAUCCCACGCCGUCUGAAGGCUUUGCACACUGAGGUGGUGGCACAGCGGGCCCUGGACCGCCGGCUCACAGAGGAGAUCCACCGAAUCAAGACAUCCAUCCAGCAGCUAAGCACGGAACUGUCCAAAAUCAGGAACCACGAUGCCUUUGUUUCCCAUCAGGCGGAGCUCGCUCACCGGCAGCUGGCUGAGGCACUCAAGCAGACUCACACCAACUCAGAUGUGGUCCAGGGUUAUCAUGAGCUGUAUGAGCUGCAGAGGGCUCGCCUUGAGGCUCAGCUGCUCCAGAUGACAGAGGACAGAGACUGCUGGAGCCAGCUCACCUUCUGCCUUGCCCUCAAGGUGAUCAGUGUGAAGAAGCUGCAGCUGGUCAGUCGGCUGCAUACCAUCGAGCAAAGCUGGUUCAAGACAGCAGAACACUGCAUUCUUUUCCUCACGUCAACGGAUACAGAAGACCUUAAGAACAUUAUGGAGCUUAAUGACCGCUGGAAAGAGCAGCUGACUGCUCUCAUGUCGCAGCUGAAGCAGACUGAGCAUGCUCAGUGUGCAACCAUCAGUAGCACUCAGCAAGGCAUCGCCAAGUGGCUUUCCUUCUGCACCACAAAAAAUAAGUCUGCUGAUGCAAAAUAUGAUAAAACGUCAGUGGAGGAGCUGCAUGCUGAUUUGAAGCUGUGGUCGAAUAUGUUGGCGCUCCAGUGUGAGCACUACCAAGGUGAGAAGCAGCUUUGCUGCCAGCAGACACUGGGCGAAAUUUGCAGUCGCCAGGAAAAAUGGCUGAAAAUGAGCCUUCACCUGUUCAGAAGACACACUUCUCCUCAUAGUGAACCCCCCGGAGGCCAGCAGGCCCUCAGAGAACUGGACGGGGUUCUAUCUGAGCUCCUCAAAGAGCUGGAAACACAAGUCAGUGGAGAGAACGGGAUCCACAGACGGAUCACGUCACUGCUCGGGUUGAUAGAGUCGUGGGUUUCCAAAAUUGGCGCAGUGAAUGGACAGCCAGAAAUGAUGUCUGUCUCUGAUUGGCUGAAGCUGGAGAAAGCAUUGCGUGAUUGGCAGAGUCUGGCUGAUGAAGCUUUACAGUGCAUCUCCAUCACGCAAACAGAGAGUGAAAAAGACCAGAACAAGCCUGACAUAUACACUGAGACAGAACACAUGUUAGACAAAGUGCAGGAGUUCAUAACCAGCCUGUCCAACUUCACUGAGGGUGAGAACCAAACGCUCCGUGAAGAAGUCAGCUCUGUUCACAUGGCUCAGACUCGCUGGAUGUUGGAUCUGUUGAUCCUCAUGGUGCCCGACCAUAGCGAAGAGCAGAACCAAGAACAAGAACCCCACUACAUCGCAAAGAUCUCACUGCAGACUCUGGAUGAGGAUGCAAAGAUGCUGACUAGGAAACUGGACUAUUUUUCCAGCUACAUCACCAGCUCAUGCACCCUGAUUCUGGAGGAGCGGGUUCUCCUGAACCCACAUGAAGCUGACGAGGAAAACGUGAUGAAUGAGUGCAAAAAUCUGCAGAGGGAGUGUGUUGAUUGGGUGGAGACCUGUAUGAUGCUGCUCUCAGGAGUUCAUGGUGGUCCUGUGGAGCUGCCUGUCAAGCAAUCAGUACUGACGUCCAACGGUAACGUCCUGGUCUCUCCAGCAGAAAGCAUGGAGACUCUGGGGGAGCUAACGGUUUGUGACAGCCCUGUGGUGAGGCUGAUCGACUAUGAUGGAAUUGUCACGCAAAAGAAGCUGGGAGAGACCAGUGUCCAUCUGAACGGGACUGAUGAGCUGGUUGUGUCUCCAGUGACAGAAGAAACCCAGAAAGCUCUCAGUGAUCUGACCACAGCAGGAUUACUGCAGCGUGAACUGCAUGAUUCUGAGGUGCGAGUGAAGAUCGCUGAGGAGAGAGCGCUGAAAGCUGAGGACGACCUGCAGGCAGCGCUGGAGAAGAUUAAAGACCUGGAGAGACAACUGCAGGGUCGGCCCAGUCUGGAGUCCAGAGAGGAAAAGAAGCCACCACCUUCCCCAUUACCAGUAACAGCACCAGCUCCUGUAAGGAAAACCACAGCUGAAAGCAAACCAACAAGCGGCACCAAGAAAACCAGGAAACGAUGAUGAGACGUGCAGUCAGAGCAUAUUAUGACUCUGUUUGUAUGUUUGAGAGU
Messenger RNA from Stegastes partitus (bicolor damselfish), 2933 nucleotides. RefSeq names its product axonemal dynein light chain domain containing 1 (gene axdnd1). The record is from RefSeq and is a predicted model, not a curated record. The transcript is spliced from 24 exons. Bases 1 to 2883 code for a protein of 960 amino acids. NCBI's taxonomy places the organism in Eukaryota, Metazoa, Chordata, Actinopteri, Pomacentridae.